This is a messenger RNA of Nematolebias whitei (Rio pearlfish), 2451 nucleotides long. RefSeq names its product extracellular calcium-sensing receptor-like. The coding region runs from base 1 to 2451 and encodes 816 amino acids. Gene Ontology annotation, cellular component: membrane. Gene Ontology annotation, biological process: G protein-coupled receptor signaling pathway. Gene Ontology annotation, molecular function: G protein-coupled receptor activity. The transcript has 7 exons. The record is from RefSeq and is a predicted model, not a curated record. NCBI's taxonomy places the organism in Eukaryota, Metazoa, Chordata, Actinopteri, Cyprinodontiformes, Rivulidae.
AUGGACCCCCAACUAGUUAAGGACGGAGACAUUAUGUUGGGAGGAAUCUUCUCGUUCCACAGCAGCUGGAAAAACAGUCAUGAUAAAUACAUACAAAAACCUACUGAACUACAAUGCACCAGUUUGAAUUUCAGAGACUUCCAAUUUGCUCAGACUAUGCUUUUUGCAAUUGAGGAGAUUAAUAACAGCUCAGACCUGCUGCCAGGAAUUUCUCUGGGCUAUAAAAUCUAUGAUACAUGUGGUUCCAUUGCCAGAAGUGUAAGAGUUGCUUUGGCCUUGGUUAAUGGUGAUGAAAUGGUGGCUUCAGCUUCAAAUACAUGUUUAAGACCUGCACAUGUUCAGGCCAUAAUGGGAGAAACCUCUUCUUCUCCCAGCACAGCAAUUGCUACUUCCAUUGGACCGUUUCAUAUUCCACUGAUCAGCCAUUUUGCUACAUGUGCUUGUCUCAGUGACAAAACCAAGUACCCCUCAUUUCUCAGAACCAUACCAAGUGACUACUAUCAGAGCAGAGCUUUGGCUCAUUUGGUCAAACACUUUGGUUGGACCUGGGUUGGAGCUGUUAGAACCAACGAUGAUUAUGGCAACAACGGCAUGGCAACAUUUACAGAAACUGCAGAGCAGCUGGGCAUCUAUUUAUCAGACAGAAUACAAAAUAUAAUUGAAACUAUCAAAGCUUCAACUUCAAAGGUGAUUGUUGCUUUUGUCUCUCACAUGGAUUUAGUCAUUUUACUAAAAGAGUUUUCCAAAAGCAACUUGACAGGUUAUCAGUGGGUUGGCAGUGAGGGCUGGAUCUUUGAUUCUCAAAUUGCAGCAAUGGAUAAAAAUCACAUCAUGGAUGGAGCUAUAGGACUUUCUAUCCCAAAAGCCCACGUUGGUGGUCUGAAAGAAUUCAUGCUGGAUAUACAACCACUAAAUUCAUCAAACAAUAACUUGUUCACAGAAUUCUGGGAGGCAUUAUUCAGCUGUAAAUUCAAACAAUCACAAUCAGAAAAUAUUCAGAAAGAAUGUACUGGACAUGAGGAUCUGACUGGAGUGGAAAACAGCUUCACUGACAUGUCCCUCAUGCCCAUUUUUAAUAAUGUCUAUAAAGGAGUGUAUGCAGUGGCCCAUGCUCUGCAUGAUAUCCUCAAGUGUAAUAAAGCAUGCAGCAGCAAGGUGAAGCUAGAUCCCAUCACAACUUUACAGCACAUUCAGAAGAUUCACUUCAAAACAAAAGAAGGAAAUGAAGUUUACUUUAAUAAAUAUGGUGAUCCUGCAGCAAAAUAUGAAAUUAUAAACUGGCAGCUGAAAGAAAAUGACAAUGUAGAAUUUGUAACAGUCGGUCUUUAUGAUGCAUCUUUACCUGCAGAGAAACAACUAAAUAUAUAUAAUAACUCUUUACUUUGGGCAACAAAAUCACUCCAGGUUCCUGUGUCAGUCUGCAGUGAGAAGUGUCUUCCAGGAACACGGAAAGUUCUCCAGAAAGGAAAACCUGUUUGCUGCUACGACUGUGUAAUAUGUGCAGAGGGAGAAAUUAGCAACAUUACAGAUUCUAUCACCUGUUUGAAAUGCCCUCCUGAGUUCUGGUCAAAUGAAAAGAGAGAUGCUUGCAUAAAAAAGGAAGAAUUGUUUCUGUCAUAUAAAGAGAUUAUGGGAACCUUGAUCACCGCAGCCUCUUUACUUGGAACAUGUCUGACUGCUGCUGUCGCUGUCAUUUUCUUCAGACACAGAAAAACUCCUCUUGUCAGAGCAAAUAACUCUGAGUUGAGCUUCCUGCUGCUUUUCUCCUUGACGCUGUCUUUUCUCUGCUCUCUGACCUUCAUUGGACGUCCCUCUGAGUGGUCCUGUAUGCUCCGUCACACAGCUUUUGGCAUCACCUUCGUCCUCUGUAUCUCCUGUGUUUUGGGGAAAACAAUGGUGGUUUUAAUGGCCUUCAAAGCUACACUUCCAGGAAGAAAAGUGAUGAAACUGUUUGGGCCUACAGAGCAGAGACUCAGUGUUCUGGCUUUCACUCUUAUACAAGGUAUUGUAUGUAUCCUCUGGUUAACAAUUUCUCCUCCUUUUCCAAUGAAGAAUUUCAAAGAAUUUAAAGAUAAAAUCAUCUUGGAGUGUGCUCUCGGCUCAGUUGUAGGUUUCUGGUCUGUCCUUUUGUACAUUGGACUUCUUGCCGUGUUGUGUUUCAUUUGUGCUUUUCUGGCUCGAAAGCUGCCAGAUAAUUUCAAUGAAGCUAAAUUUAUCACCUUCAGCAUGCUGAUAUUCUGUGCAGUUUGGACAACUUUUAUCCCAGCGUAUGUCAGCUCUCCUGGAAAGUUCAGUGUAGCUGUAGAGAUUUUUGCAAUUCUAGCUUCGAGUUUUGGACUGCUGAUUUGUAUUUUUAUUCCAAAAUGUUAUAUAAUCUUGUUAAAACCUAGCAAAAAUACAAAAAAGAAUAUGAUGGGAAAGGGGCACCACAAUCAUUUUGAAAAGAUAUAA